This is a messenger RNA of Didymodactylos carnosus, 639 nucleotides long. NCBI's taxonomy places the organism in Eukaryota, Metazoa, Rotifera, Eurotatoria, Philodinida, Philodinidae. The record is from the annotation of a GenBank genome assembly.
AUGGCUGAAGAUAGUAAUACAGCUCCAGUUAACACUAUCUCAUUUAAUAACCAACCACAUGAUGAUAAAGAAGAGCCAAAAGACAUACCACCGCUAACGAAGGAAGAUUUUACUCCGUUUCAAACGUAUAAAAAUUUGUUCUUUAGUUCCAUAUUUUUCAUCAGCACCGUUAUGCAGAUAUUUGGCAUGAAAUAUUCUGUAAUUAUUGGAGUGAUUGGAUUCACUGUUUAUGUCGCUGCCAAUAUUUAUCCAACUCCGCCGCUGAUGUAUCUCAGCGCCGCACUUGCUGGCAUUGUCGCAGCUCCACUAUGGAUUGCCCAAGCAGCUUAUGUUAGGGAAAUUGCACAAUACCACGCACGGCAUCGUAAACAACCAGAAGAAAUAUCUCUUAAUCUAUUUCUUGCUAUGGUUAGCGCUUUAUAUGCAGCGAAGGAUCCAUCAGCAUUAGCAAAAAAUCGUGUGUGGAAGAGUGUGGGCUUUGCGGUGACAUAUGGAUAUACAAAUUAUGUGAACAUGCGUUUAUCACUAAUAUUACUACUAGUUUACUUAACAAUUAGUCUAAUAUGCUACAUUAUCGUUGAACUUCGGAUUCGAUUAAAGAAGUCUACAGUGCCACACAAUCCUCUAGAACUCGCAUAA